Peronospora farinosa is the source of this 1416-nucleotide messenger RNA. The record is from the annotation of a GenBank genome assembly. Lineage: Eukaryota; Oomycota; Peronosporomycetes; Peronosporales; Peronosporaceae.
AUGACUUGGAUCGUACCGAACGCCAACGCCGUGACACUCGGUGAGCUCAAUGGCGAGCUGUACAGUGUGUCUAGACAGGACAGUGGGCGUAUAAGUGAUGAGUUUAUACGACGUGGAGGUUGUGCUCUGAAUCCGGCGCGUGUGACAAGCGCCAAGCCUCGUCCGUUCGAUCAGCACGACUCCUUGACGGACGAGCAGGGCGAGGAGUUGGACUCGGGCGCUUUGAAGCUGAUCAAGCGCGCUUUAAGUGUCACCAAGAGCUUUCUAAUGGAUGAUGAGCUGGACGUGCUCCGUAGAGUGCUGGAUGUUGCCAAGGACGCUGCGCAGAGGUUACUAAAGGCUGCGAUGGGGACGGAAGACGACGAGUUGGAGCUGCUGGAUAAGAGACAGGGGGAGCAAGACAAUGGGGAGAGCAUUGUGGAUAUUAGUUGGCAUCCUGCAAAAAAUGUACUAGCAGUGGCUCAGCUGGAUGGAGUUGUGGCGCUCUAUGAUGUAGAGAGCGCCUCGUGGGACACUCGAGUGCUGGAACAUCCCAAGCAGAUGGAUAUUGGCAGUAUUGAAUGGGGAAAGUUUACGGGUGAUGUACUGGCAGUGGCGUGUAGGACAGGGGUGUUUCUAUGGAAAGUGUCGAUGAAGGAGAAAGAACCUGUACUGCAAGAGAUCCUCACACAUCCGAGCAAUACUGGAUUCACCCAAGCGAGCUGGAAUGAGGAUGGAAGCUUGCUCGCGGCGUUUGCAAAGGGGUCUUGGUCUGUCGUUGUGUUCGAUGCCAUCUUUCCGCGAAAGACAGAGUUGCAGUGCCCCUACAAACUGACGUCGUUGCAUUGGUCGCCGACAGGCGAAUAUUUAUUCGUGACGACGGAGAACGGCGUGUCGUUGAUGUGGGAGACGCUGACGUGGAAAAGAGAGACAUGGGAGGUUGCUGCAUCGGGCUGCGGAUGGUCAAGCAAUGGACGGUGUCUGCUUAUGGCGCCUCGCAAUUGUCCACUCAUGUAUCCGUAUAUCUUCCAAGGCUGCCCUCCGUCAUUAGAUGCACAAAUUAGCUCACCAGCUGUUGACUUUGCUGAGAGGGAGUUGUUUUCUUUAGACCGGAGUACCUCUGCCAUUGUCGGUGGUAAGGUUCAGAAUAUCGCAUGGGAUCCUAGUGGGUCCAGGGUUGCUGUCACGUAUCAGACUACAGCCACUGGCUUCCAUCAAGCUGGAACAGCAACCCUGGUGGCCAUUUUCAGCGUCGUUUGGCAGCCGUUCCUGAUUUUUACUCAGAGCGGCUUGUUGCGUGGACCCCCUAAUGCCGGCGUGCCACGGAAGCUUGCAUUUGCCUCAAACUUUAAGCAUGGUGCCUUGCUGAGCGUUGCUUGGAGCAGUGGUUUGAUCUCGUUUCAUCCAUUUUACUUGCAAGAUCCGAAAGCACCAUAG